GUCGUAUCCGUCGUGUCCGUCGUGUUUGCGAUGUUGAGUUGAGUGUCAGUGUUGAGAUCAGUUGCAGUUGAGGAUGCGACGAGAUUGUCGAUCUGGUCCACACGCGACGAUACGAUAUUCCGUCGUGUGACGCCAAUCGAAAUCAGACGGGAUCCCUCAUCGUCGCUAACGUCGAGGAGGGAAUUUGGGAGGAAGGAUCUUGCGGGACGGAGACACGUCAGAGCUAAGAUGAGAUAACAGAUGCAGAAUGAGACGCAGCAGCAGCGGUAACCUAUUCAGUUACGCGGUCCUCACCUUCACCCUCACUCGCCUCAAGGUACAUGCAGAAGGUGGAGUUGCUUGUAAAGAUCAACAUGGACACUCUUACGAAAGUGGCUAUCAUUAUAUUCCUGGACCUGAACCAUGUACCUUCUGUGUUUGUGAUAAUGGCAAUCCAAAGUGGUGUAAAGCAUUCAUUUGUAAAUUUCUCGAGGAGAAUUGCAAGUCUUUCCGGCGAGGUAACACUUGCUGCGAGUUUAUUUGCCUGGACGACACAUUGUCGUCAAUAUCUAAUGAGAAAGCUGACGAAGCGGAGACUAACGCGAUAGAUGGAAACGCAAAUUAUGAUAUAGGUCUACGAUCGGUUGCCAGUUUUGUAACAGCAAUAUUUUCACUAAGUCUGUUAUUUUUUCUGAUACAUCGUCUACGCCAACGUAAGAUACAAGUUUGUGUGGCAGGUCGAGAAAACAGACAACUUGGAGAGGACCAAAGAAAUUUAGGUAACAUGGGAUACUUGGAGAGAGGCGGAUUACCUCACGGAGUUCCCAUGGACGACAUACCUUGCGGAACAGGUUACUCAUUAUGGAAACCACCUGGCAGUAAUUACUUUCCGCGUGGUGAAGCACCUCCGCCCUAUGAGGAAGCGAUCGCGGCUGCGAGAGCGGAACAAGCAUUGUUAUCAAUUAAUCCGCAUGCGUUGCUGUCAAUGAACUUCUCGGACAAUUACAUGCCAAAUUCUAACAAUCAUGCAAGCGUGGCGGUUGUCACGGACACGCAAAAUGAUUUGACCGCAAAUACACAGGCGUCAUCUAAUGAUAGUAACAUACAUACGCCCUUGAUGUCUUCGUCAAAUAGACUGUUGUCUAGUCCCAGCGCAUAUGCUGGUGGUUAUCGACCAAUAAGCCAAAGCAGCGCAUCGUCCACCAUUGGUCUGAAUACGAGCACUUCCACCGCGAGUUUCACAAUAGGGACAAACACGUACGAGAAUCUACCGGUCUCGUCGAUUGCUAUAACGAGUUUUAACGAUAGUCAACAUUCCGCAGUGACAAGCACUAGUACGCAGCCGCUAUUAUCGGUAUCGCAUUCCACUAUACCUAAGAACUAUCGCCAGCACACAACGAUGUUUCCGCGGCAGAGCGGCGGCGAUGGCGACAGCGGUGGUGCGUUUACAAUAUCGGCGACUCUGUCGAAUUCCGACGUAUCCUCCCAUCGUACAAUUCCGCGAACGUUGACGUGCGUCGCUAGCAGAGCAAAGGAUGUUUUGACUGAUUGCUCAACGAGGGACUAUCUUCGUUUGUCGCCGAGCAGCAUUGCGGCGCCUCAAAGCCUGUCACGUCCUAUACAACUGUCCGCAGUCGCAGUCGCGGCUCCGGGCAAUUACAAAAGUACCAAAAACUCGGACCCGUUUUACACGGAUGCUCCUGUGGCGUCCAGUUUAGCGCAAUCGGAAACGUACACCGCAGAUGCGGCAAAUGUAUCUGAGCGGACUCGGGAAUACACGCCUUCGUUAAGCAUAGCUAACGAAAUCAAUGCAAGUGGCAGCUUCGAGUCGGUGACGUGUACCUGCAGUAUACAAGCGUUACCCACUCUGCACGACGAUACGGACGAUUAUCGAAGCGAAUGCGAGAACUGUAAGAGCGCGACGGGUUCUCGUUACUACUUAGAUAACGAAGAUGAACUCGUUACAUCACUUCACGAAACCAUGACGUUGCACAGAAGACCGGACGAAGCAACAUCAAGUGUUACACCACAGUAUUAUAGAACUUCACUUACACUGCCGACGAGUACACGCCAACGUACAAGGAUUACCGGAGCUCGUGAAAAUUGGUUCAAUACUAUGCCAGAAAGUUCUAGCGGGUCUUCGGACGAAAAUUAAGUAUCUUGAAAAAAAAAAAUAGAGGAAAAUGUUCAAGUGCGUAAACAAAAUUAUACAUGCACACACGAACAUACACAAAUACGUAUAAUAUGUAUAUAACUAUUAAAAAAAAUUGUACCUAUACAGAAUGUCCUAGAAUUAUUAAGUUUCUCCUUUUAAAUAAGACUGUCGGUUGGUUAAUUGUUUAAUUAUUUUUGCGCUAAUGUCUUAGUUCAAGAUCAAAAUAACCAGACUUGUUAUAUUUAACGCGAUGUAGUUCUGUUUAAAAAAUUGUUUUAUUUGUUUUACCGAUUUUAUAAUGAGUCAGCUGAGUUUGUAGUCUUAGAAGUUGGCCAACUUCAUCGAUUUCAAUUAAUCACGACUCACUGAUUAUUCUUUGAGGCUGUAUCAAACUACCGAUUCUGCCGUCCCGACUCUGUCGAUUCCAGUUGAUCGAUCACUCUUGUCGAUGCCGACGAUUGCCAUCGAUUGGCUCAACUGUAUAGAAGAGUAAAAUUAAUAAUACGCGAGAGUAUCGCAAAUCUCGGACGAAUUAUAUUGAAAUAUAGUACCUAGGCUGAAAAUCGAGAUGUGAUACUGGCUAAAUUUCACGUUUUAAGGUAAUUCGCCUGACAAAUUCGUAGAACUGAAGUCUUUCUCGAAUUUCACUUAUUAAUAAUAUUUUCGCGAUAUAUAUCGCGACGCCAAUUUCUUUUUUGAUGCCAUCUUCCCCAAUUGUUUUUUCUAUGGAUAUUUACAAACUACCUUUUCUUAUACAAUCGCCAAACUAUCACGUGAUUAAAUCUUGUAUUUCUAUUGGUUAUGAUUUUGAGUUGCUAACAAUGCUGACUCGAAAAAUAGAUUCGAAUUUAAACGUGAGUUGGCCGAUCCAGUCAGCCGGUGCCUCACUAUGAUUGGUUUGCUGAGGAUCAGCUUGCAGAGUCGAUAGUCUGAUAUGGGCUUUAGACUCACCGAUUACAAACUAUCGACUCAUUAGAAUUAGCAUUUGACAUGAUGGCUUAAGUCUUUUAAAAUUCUCAGCUUCUUUACUCUUCUCAUACAAUAUUUAAAAGAACCUAUAAGUUUUUGGGACAUCCUCUAUAGUGUACGUCGUAAUGAUUAUCAUCGUACAUACAUAAUUAUCAUCAUAAUCAUCACUAUUAUUGUUGUCAUUAUCAUUAGAUAGCGGAAGCGCGUGAGGAUUUACUGCAGUGAGCAGCGCAAAUCCUUGCCCAAGAUACAUUAAGGGGAUUCUAAAGUGAAGCCCGAUUCCGACAAGAUUGCUAUUUUACUGAUAAAAUACAACACAUCGACAUAUCUUUAUAUAUUACUACAUCAAUAUCUCACGCACACAUACAUAAAUUUUCGUAGAACGAUAGUAUUUUAAUUAGACAUCUAAGUCUAAUUUUAAGAACUCCGCGUUGUUUGUUCAUGUAAACUUCUAGUCUGUGGACCACAAUUCCGUAAGUACAAAUUGCAAAGCUUUUAUCAUCAAGCAAAUGUUACGAUAUUGACAGCUUUGGCGCCAUAUUGGACUAAGCAAUGGUAAAGAUUUCAAUUUAAACAAUUUUUUUCUUAACAUAGACUCCACCUUGCAGAUACAUAUUAAUGCAUAUAUUUUAAUCUUGGAAAAUGAUUUCUAAAUCUGUAAAAGAAGGAAAAAUAAUUAUACAAAAUUAAUGUGUGUCGGUAAUACUGACGACUUUAGAAUCCCCUUGAGACGGAUCAGUGAGAAAUUUCGUAGUGAAACAUCACAAUCCGUUGCA
Acromyrmex echinatior (Panamanian leafcutter ant) is the source of this 3879-nucleotide messenger RNA. RefSeq names its product Integral membrane protein DGCR2/IDD. Lineage: Eukaryota; Metazoa; Arthropoda; Insecta; Hymenoptera; Formicidae. Gene Ontology annotation, cellular component: membrane. The record is from RefSeq and is a predicted model, not a curated record.